Messenger RNA from Sinocyclocheilus grahami, 570 nucleotides. RefSeq names its product mitogen-activated protein kinase kinase kinase 5-like. Gene Ontology annotation, biological process: cellular response to stress. Gene Ontology annotation, molecular function: MAP kinase kinase kinase activity. Lineage: Eukaryota; Metazoa; Chordata; Actinopteri; Cypriniformes; Cyprinidae. The transcript has 3 exons. The annotation marks the transcript as partial. The record is from RefSeq and is a predicted model, not a curated record.
CAGAAACAGAAUAGAGAACUAAAACCAGUAUAGUGUUCUGAACAUGGUCACACACACGGUUAUUCAAAAUCUUCAGAUACAGUAUGUUCUUUAGGAUGCUUGUGAUAGAAUUCAGUCCUAAAAAAAAGAACUGGUUGUUUAUACCACCUGAAUUCAUUUGCGUCUGCUGUUCGUCUCAUACAGGAGGUGAUAUGUCAGAAGAAUAUGACAUGUGCCGCUAACUACACGUUCAUCCCAUACAUGGUGACGCCUCAGAAUAAGGUGUAUUGCUGUGAGAGCAGUCUGAUGAAGGGUUUGAGUGAACUGAUGCAGCCCAGCUUUGAGGCCCUGCUGGGGCCCAUCUGUAUGCCACUGCUGGACAGACUCACUCAACUGCUCACCAGCUGCAAGACCAACACCUGCCAGUACUUCCGUGAGACGGUUCUGAAUGAGAUUCGUAAGGCGCGAGAGCUUUACACCGGAGCAGAGCUAGCGGCUGAGCUCAGACGGAUCCAGCAGCGGCUCGAUAACGUGGAGUGUCUUUCAGCUGAUGUCGUCAUCAACCUCCUUCUGUCAUACAGAGAUAUUCAG